Messenger RNA from Meloidogyne enterolobii, 282 nucleotides. NCBI's taxonomy places the organism in Eukaryota, Metazoa, Nematoda, Chromadorea, Rhabditida, Meloidogynidae. The record is from the annotation of a GenBank genome assembly.
AUGGCGAAUGUUUUUGGAGAAAUGGGUUCUUCUAUAGCAAUAACUUCAUUAACUAAUGGAAUUGCUUUUGGAGUUGGUAUUUUCUCUCCGUCGUCUUUAAUGUCCAAUUUUUGUUUGUGUACUUCAAUUGCUAUAUUCUUGGAUUUUUUAUUUGAAUUUUUGAUAUUUGCACCUUGUCUCCCUUUUAUUAAAUGGAAAAUUGAAGAAAACGAGAUUUCAAUAAAAAGAGAAACUUGGCCUCUUUUUGGAAUAAUAAAAUUAAGAAAGGAAAGGUUAAAAUAA